GGCACUUUCUCGCGUGAAGCUGGCGAAGAAGAUUCUUGGUUUCAGCACCGUGGACAGCUCCCGGUGGUGCUGAGACGUUGCUCUCUCUUUCUCUCCCUGUGGAUUUGCCCCGAGGAGCCGCCAACCAUGAUUGGGGUCCGUUUGGGCACCGUGGCCCUUCUCUGCCUCUUUUUCCUGGUCCGGGGAGAGCCGGCUGACCAAGGAACAUCGGAAUUGCCACUCAAGCACACGUACCCGGCGCACGAGAAGGAGCUGCUGGACGAACUGCAGGAGGUGCUGGAAAAACUGCAGCAUAAGAAAGUCUCGGUUUGGGAGAAGAAAUUCAACCAAGUGCCCAAGUGCUCCUUCGGAGACCCCUGCGCCAUCCGGAAAGGCCCUCGCAUCGGGAAACUCUGCGACUGCCCCCGGAGAGCCAAUUGUAACGCUUUCCUUCUCAAAUGCUUGUGAGAUGCGCCCGAUAGGCAGCCUCCCGCCGCGCACUUUCGUGUUUUGCUUUUCUGCAAUCGGUUAGCUCUGGGGUGGGGGGAUUUUGGGGUGGGGUGGGGGGGUACGAGGAGAGCUUGAGUCACUCCUUGCCCCCCCCCCUUUGCUGGAAUCCUGAAGCCGGGCUUUGGGGAGGAAUAAAGGAGACUACCUGAGCAUGUCUAGAGUGUUUUUUUUUCCUUCUGCCGGGAGGGGCUUUUUGGAACCGAAGGUGGUAAAAUUUGGAUUAUUAUUAUUUUUUGAGUUUGUUCCUGUCUGAGGCCCGAGCCUAAAAUCUUGAUUUUUUUUGGGUACGAGUUUCAAUCUGGACGCUUUUAAUUUUGACUAAAACCGCGCAGCCCACUAAGUUGUCCCUCUUGGGGCUCUGUGGCUCCCCUAAACCAUGAGGCCGCCCACAAACCAAAACUAUUCUAACUUGGCUUGUCGUCCGAAUCCAGGCCUGUUCAGCUCCGAAGAACCCAGCGACGUUUGAAAUAAAAGAGAAAUUAUAACCUGGAUCC
Molecule: messenger RNA, 983 nt
Organism: Ahaetulla prasina
Lineage: Eukaryota; Metazoa; Chordata; Lepidosauria; Squamata; Colubridae
Gene: CARTPT
Product: CART prepropeptide
Exons: 3
Coding region: 127-447 (106 amino acids)
Biological process (GO): negative regulation of appetite; positive regulation of MAPK cascade; cellular response to starvation
Molecular function (GO): neuropeptide hormone activity
Source: RefSeq, a predicted model, not a curated record